UAUUUAAAGUAAUUGGAAUGAAAAAACCUACACUUUCUUCAAUUAUGGAGCAUUGUUAUGUUGGACACUCUAAGUAGUCCACUUCACACAGUUUCUACUUGAAUGUGCGUGCAACGUUUCAAGGAAAAAAUUAUUUGAGUUGCACGGUAAAGAAGAGGGGAAUACUGCCAUUAAAAAAGCCUUGCUCACUUGUCUUGUGUUAAAAUGACCAUUUAAAUGACACCACGUAUGCGCACAGAAGUAAUUUAUUAUGAUUAGAUAUCUCCACACACCAAAACGCCUUCAGUACUUCACGUUCUUCAAACUCUUUCCUCUACCGUCAGAAUGAAAAGGUGUAAUAUACUACAUUUUUUGCAAAUAUUUGCUCUCGUGGUAGUUAUUUGCUGUAAUAUGUGGCUCAUAGCAAACCAGACAAUAUGUCCAAAAGAUUUUAACUUAUCUGAACAAAACACUCUUGACUUGGGUUCGAUAAAAGCGCACGAACAGAGUUCUACAAGCACAGCCAAAGUGGUAAAAAGCAUAAAGAAAUCAGACGUAGUAGGGCUGCCCCCCAAUGACGAGCGGUUGGUCGAAUUCACUCGAAACCUUCUUAUAAAACCUGAUUUUACAAAGCCGUAUGUUUUGGACGCGCCUGAAAAGGUUGAUCAAUCCUGGUUUAACACAUCGACUCUGAUUCUUAGUCUGGCUAACAAGAAGGCAAGACUUGGGUGUCAUAAAAUUCAUACCAUGAUUACGACAACUGGUGUAUUUAUACAGAAUGGCGGCUUUUUCGUCGAGUGUGGAGCUCACGAGGGAGAAGCUAUGUCAAACACUAUAUUACUCGAAAGAGCAUUCGGAUGGACAGGGCUGCUGGUUGAAGGUGCGCCACUUCUGUCAUGGUUCGUUCAAAAAUUAUCAAUGGCAAGAAAUUAUACUUUCCUUGUUGUAAAGACUACCUUUUAUGACAACAAUUAUGGUGGAAGAGUGAGUCCGAAACGGGGAUUCGUCAGUGAGGGUGUACACGUGGAUGCAUUAUGCAUUCCAUUCAACACUCUAAUGCGCGCGAUGGAUAGAACGGAAGUAGAUCUCUUUAGUCUGGACGUCGAAUCGUUCGAGUUGGACAUCCUCAAAACGAUAAAUUUCCUGGAUGUUAAAAUCAAUAUUCUAUGUGUCGAGUUUUUCCUGCUAAGCCCAAUUCGCGCCAAGGAGCUACUGGUGUUGAUGAAAGAACAAAAAUUUAGGCUCAUCAGCAGGACCGAUCAGGACUUGAUUUACGUGCAUGAAACCUAUGUCCUGCCAGCAGGAAUUAAACCAAUGGUUAUAACCGAAGAGGAAAUAAUGAAAAGUCUGAAAGGUGUACCAUAUUAAUUCUUAUUCCGUGGCAUCAAUUGCGAACAUAUUUUUGUUGUGGUAUGAAAAAUGAAACGAUAUUUUGUAACUUGAUUGCACGUUGCACGUAAAUAAAUUUUAAAUUAAAGCAAAACUGCAAUAGAUUCGC
Messenger RNA from Cloeon dipterum, 1477 nucleotides. RefSeq lists its product as uncharacterized. The record is from RefSeq and is a predicted model, not a curated record. Lineage: Eukaryota; Metazoa; Arthropoda; Insecta; Ephemeroptera; Baetidae. Bases 325 to 1347 code for a protein of 340 amino acids. The transcript is spliced from 4 exons.